Molecule: messenger RNA, 1009 nt
Organism: Penicillium subrubescens
Lineage: Eukaryota; Fungi; Ascomycota; Eurotiomycetes; Eurotiales; Aspergillaceae
Product: GNAT family N-acetyltransferase
Exons: 2
Coding region: 151-777 (208 amino acids)
Molecular function (GO): acyltransferase activity, transferring groups other than amino-acyl groups
Source: RefSeq, a predicted model, not a curated record
CUGCCAGCGACCCCGCUCCCGCCUCCAACAAAUCCACCACGCAACACAAGAGGCGUGUCUAAGCCGACCAGCCCAAACCCAAAGAUACACCUCGAACGCCAUCCUAAACGUGGCCGACGGGGAGGCGCCCCUCCGAAAUCAAUUCAUAAUAUGCCAAUCAUGGAGUCCGAUAUACAAUUCGCCCAACCUACCGACGCGCCAAAGCUCGCCGAGGUGUUCUUCGCCGCCUUCUCUGACCGUUUCAACAGAACCAUGUUCCCGGAUAACCCGGAUGUGCGCGCCUGGUUCGAGAAGAACAUUCUCUGCGGCGAGGGCAUACCGGAUGACCAAAUUAUGCUCAUGGUGACGGACUCCUCGAACCCUGACGUGGUGGCGGCGUUUGCGAAAUGGGUUCGCCCCUCAUCUGUGUCAUGUGCGGAUCACGAUCGGCAGGCUGAGGCUCCAGUCGAGUGGCCCGAGAGCAGUGAUGGCGAUCUAUGCGAUCGGUUCUUUGGAACGAUGGAUGGGCAUCAUAAGGAGAUUAUGAAGGGGAGGCCUCAUUAUUAUCUCGACCUACUAGGAGUUCAUCCAUCCUACCAAGGGCGCGGCCUGGCCUCUAAGCUGCUGCGAUGGGGUCUCGCCCGUGCCGAUGAAGAAGGCGUUGAAGUCUAUCUCUCUAGCUCCCCAGCCGGCAGGCCGCUAUAUGAGAGAAAUGGAUUCCAAGUUUUGGAUGGGCGGUUCUCGCCUUACCCUGGCUAUGAACAAGUAAAUAUGAUUCGUCCUGUUCAGAGUCAAUGAGUGGAUAGACAUCAUGUGUCUUCUUACUUUCUUAUGGAUCUAUUCAAUGUUGAUUGAACUAAAAAGACCGCCAGCGGUGUUUGGAUAGGCUUGGUCUAGUACAUAAUUUCACAUAUAUUACAUCUACGGAGGCUGAUAUUAUUUCACAAGGCGCAAUGAGGACAAACCAUCAUUCCAUCGUCAUUCGUAAUCAUAACCCCGCAAAGAAGAUCACUUUGACUUUGCUCCAGAC